CCGCGCGGACCUGGGUUCCCACAAUCGCUUCUUUGCGAAGAAGGCUUUUUCUUGUUGGGGGUUUGUGUUGACGUUUGGGGGCGAGAGGAAACAGGGCUGGACGGCGGGUCUUGGCGCGAGUCCAGCAUGGAUGUGGUGGACCCCCAGGAGCUGGGCGUGUUCACGGAGGGCGAGCUGAUGUCGGUGGGCAUGGACACCUUCAUCCACCGCAUCGACUCCACCGAGGUCAUCUACCAGCCGCGCCGAAAGCGCGCCAAACUGAUCGGCAAGUACCUGAUGGGGGACCUGCUGGGGGAGGGCUCCUACGGCAAGGUGAAGGAGGUGCUGGACUCGGAGACGCUGUGCCGGCGCGCCGUCAAGAUCCUCAAGAAGAAGAAGCUGCGGCGCAUCCCCAACGGGGAGGCCAACGUGAAGAAGGAGAUCCAGCUUCUGCGACGGCUGCGGCACCGGAACGUCAUCCAGCUGGUGGACGUGCUGUGCAACGAGGAGAAGCAGAAGAUGUAUAUGGUGAUGGAGUACUGUGUGUGCGGCAUGCAGGAGAUGCUGGACAGUGUGCCCGAGAAGAGGUUCCCUGUGUGCCAGGCCCACGGGUACUUCUGCCAGCUGAUCGAUGGGCUGGAGUACCUGCACAGCCAGGGCAUCGUACACAAGGACAUCAAGCCAGGGAACCUGCUGCUCACCACUGGCGGGACGCUCAAGAUCUCUGACCUGGGAGUGGCAGAGGCCCUGCACCCGUUUGCUGAGGAUGAUACAUGCCGGACCAGCCAGGGCUCACCAGCCUUCCAGCCACCGGAGAUCGCCAACGGCCUGGACACCUUCUCGGGCUUCAAGGUGGACAUCUGGUCGGCGGGGGUCACCCUCUACAACAUCACGACAGGCCUGUACCCUUUCGAAGGGGACAACAUCUACAAGCUGUUUGAGAACAUCGGGAAGGGGGACUACACGAUCCCGGGGGACUGCGGCCCGCCACUGUCAGACCUGCUGAGAGGGAUGCUUGAGUAUGAGCCGGCCCGGAGGCUCUCCAUCCAGCAGAUUCGGCAGCACAGCUGGUUCCGCAAGAAGCACCCACCAGCCGAGGCGCUGGUGCCUAUCCCCCCCAGCCCGGACACCAAGGAUCGGUGGCGCAGCAUGACCGUGGUGCCCUACCUCGAGGACCUGCACGGCUGCGCCGGCGACGCCGAUGAUGAGGGCCUCUUUGACAUCGAGGACGACAUCAUCUACACUCAGGACUUCACGGUGCCCGGUGACGAGGUGGAGGCUGAGGCAGGGCUUAGAGAGGAGACAGGCUCGCAGCGCAGCGAGGGCUCCAGCUUUUGUGGAGAGGACGCUCAGGCAGCCAUAGUGCCCGAGGACGUGCUUGAGGCCUUAGCAUAGUGGCUUGCAGCCUACCCUGCAGCCCCUACCACCACGGCCUGCUAGCUUCUCCAGUUAAAGCAGAAGGAAAUGCCCGCCCUGGGCCCAGCCCGGAGGCAGCAUCCCCUAGGGUCGGGACACCCCACCCAGGAGUGUUGGUUUUGUUCUGUGGCGGGGCUGGUUCUCAGGUUCAGUGUCAUAAAAGGUUUACCCCGCUGCUGCCGCCGUGUGUCUGGGGUGAUGCUCACGUCCCACCUGGCCCCUGUAGACCCGCUGUCUGGUGUCUGCAAAGCCUGGCCCUCCCACACCAAUCCCCGCCCCUCUCAUUUUCCCAGGCAGGUUGUUGCUUGUGGGGGAGUGGUGGGGUGGUUGUUUAAAAGGAAGACCUGGUGUAUGAGAACAGCCAAGGUUGCAGGUGCCCACGGCAGGAGAAGGCCAGAGGCCUUGCUGCACCUGAUGGAAGGCUGUGGACACUGGGAAGCCCCAAGACCUGUGGGGACAAGGGUGCACACUCGGCCACUGGCCCUGAGGAAGGAGAUGCAGCCUGGCGGGGGGGGGGGGGGUCCAGGACCUGGUCCCUGAAACCGGAGGGGAGGAAAAAAACAAGCCAGUUGCCAUUGAGUUGACCCCAACUCAUGGCGCCCCCACGUGUCAGAGUAGAAGUGUGCGCCGUUGGGUUUUUAAUGGCUGGGUUUUCAGAUUGCCAGGCCUUUCUUCUGAGGCGCCUCUGGGUAUAUCCGUAACGUUUUGAUCGGCAGCCAAGUAGGUUCGCUAUUUGCACCACCUGAGGACUCUGAAGGCUGAAAGGUGUCUUCAAGGCAUAGGUCCGGGAGCUUCUGUACCUCUCCGUGGGGUGGUUCUCACUGCCCCUAGGUAGCCCCAGCGCUCACAGUGGCUGGCAUCCUUUUCUCGGACAUGCUGCUGGUCUUUGGAGGAGUGCGUGUGGCCCGUGCCUGGUUGGCCUCAUACACAGGUGGUCCUGUUGCAUGUCCCCCUGUACCCCAGACUGUGCUGUCUGAUGCCACAGUGGGAGCCCUGGCCACACCUGGGUCCAGGUCAGGGAUGAUCUACCUGGCCGAGCCCCAGGGGUUUUUGUAAUUGGGGGGCUAGACAUGGCCUGUGCAUUCGCAUCGGGACAGGCUGGGUGGUCUGCAGUGCAGGGCCAGGCUCGUGAGCCCUCCCAGGGAGGGACACUGACCCUACCCUGUUCCUGAGACCCCAGUCAGCACAGCUUUGCUGCCCCUCAGUCAACCACAAACCAGACCCCACGUCAGGGGCCAGCACUGGGUAUGACCUGUGCUCCCAUGGCCAGAGUUGGGGAACCCACAGGUGGUGGGACAGGCCUUGAGCUGCCCCCCACAGAGGAGGCGGAGCUGAGUGGCAGGGGGGCCCAGCUGCCUGUCUGACCUGCUGUUCUUGGUAUGGCUUAGGUCUGCGGUGGUCCUGCUCAGAGAAUGACAGGGCCAGGGUACAGGGGACAACCGUCCUUGUCUGAUGAGCAGGUGUCCUGGGGCUUCCAGUGGAUGCCCUUCCCACGCCUGAGCCCCAGGUACCAGAGACAGGUAGGGGACGUGUCUCCCAGGAGCCCAAGCAAACUCCCGACUUGAGCUGAGCACUCGGGUCCCUGGACCAGUUUUGGCCACUUCAGACUGAGAGCUGUACCCUGGGCCCAGACCUGCUUCCUCCAGCCAGUUUACCCAUGGGGGUGGGUGAGGGGCCCCUGCCUCCGGCCUCCCAACCAAUGCAUGCCCCCACCGGGGCUCAGGAUGUACUGGGCCGGCCCCUGCUGCCCCUCAGCCGAGCAGCUCUGCAGGGUCACUGAACAGCAUGGUGAGUCAGGCAGGUGGGCGGUGCUGGAACAUGGCCUGGCAUCCAGGGGGCCUGGGGGGCCGGCCGGGUCCUGCGUGCAGCAAGCUCCUGCCCUGCCACACAGUGCCUUGCCCCGCGCACUGCUUCAUGCCUGCACCCCGCUCAGUUUCCACACGUGCGCCUUGCGGAGCUGUGAGGGACGACAAUUCAGGCCUAAAAAUAAAGGUUGGCACCUCAUUACUGAGGCGUCCUUUCAAAACCGGCUACUUCCUGUGUGCAAGUGGGUGCUUGUGAGCUCCGGAAGCCGCUGAGUCAGGCUCCUUGAUGCCCGCCCCCCACCCCUCAAAGAAGCAGCUCUAUUUUGGACGGCUCCCCCAUGUGCCAGGGUGGGCUCGUGAGCCCAGCACUGGUGGCGGCGGGGUGGGGUCUCCAGCACAGGUGGCUUCAACGGGCACCUUGGCCUGUUUUUGGUGCUGGUGAUUGUUGUCACUAAUUGAGCUGACCCGCCCCAGGCACCAGACAGAGGAGGCUGCUCUGGUUCCCUGCAUGCCUUCUUUGUGUCCCUGCCCCUGGGAUCUGGCAGCACUCAGCACAGACACCCACAGCACUGGCUGUGGUUUCUGUUCGCCCAGUGGCUCUCUGCUGCCCUGUGCCCAGGCACCCACUCUUGCUGGGCAGCGGGACUCUAGGCCAUGGGCUGCACAUGGGACCCCAGACGGUGAGGCCUUCCCAGCGUGGUGGGGGAGGUGGCACUCAAAGGGUUGGGUACACUGUCAGGGUGGUGGAGGCAUGGGGCAGUUUGGCCCCU
Loxodonta africana (African savanna elephant) is the source of this 3970-nucleotide messenger RNA. RefSeq names its product serine/threonine kinase 11 (gene STK11). Gene Ontology annotation, biological process: establishment of cell polarity; glucose homeostasis; DNA damage response. The record is from RefSeq and is a predicted model, not a curated record. NCBI's taxonomy places the organism in Eukaryota, Metazoa, Chordata, Mammalia, Proboscidea, Elephantidae. Gene Ontology annotation, cellular component: nucleus; cytoplasm. The transcript is spliced from 9 exons. Gene Ontology annotation, molecular function: protein kinase activator activity; ATP binding; protein serine/threonine kinase activity. The coding region runs from base 127 to 1374 and encodes 415 amino acids.